Scleropages formosus (Asian bonytongue) is the source of this 2029-nucleotide messenger RNA. RefSeq names its product purinergic receptor P2Y13 (gene p2ry13). The transcript has 2 exons. NCBI's taxonomy places the organism in Eukaryota, Metazoa, Chordata, Actinopteri, Osteoglossiformes, Osteoglossidae. The coding region runs from base 213 to 1265 and encodes 350 amino acids. Gene Ontology annotation, molecular function: G protein-coupled purinergic nucleotide receptor activity. Gene Ontology annotation, biological process: negative regulation of adenylate cyclase activity; G protein-coupled receptor signaling pathway. The record is from RefSeq and is a predicted model, not a curated record. Gene Ontology annotation, cellular component: membrane.
UUGACCACAGAGACAUGAAAAGCAGAAGUGCCCAAUAAAGCGAUGAGGAGGAAGUCGAUACGAAAGCAGCUGAGAAGAAGCGCUGUUGCGGCAGGAAGUCCUAACCCUCGGAAAAAAGGCAAAAAGACACAACCACCCGGGUCCCAGAGAGCUGUACUGGACGCCCAGGCUCUUCGCAGCGCCACUGGAGCAGAAGGAGCAGCAGGAGCAGCAUGAACGGCAGCAGCUUGGGCAACUCGUCGGCCAGAUGCGUCCGGGACACGAGCGUGACGUCGCUCAUCUUCCCCUGCCUCUACAGCAUCCUCUUCCUGGCCGCCCUGCUGCUCAACAGCCUCGCCUGCUGGGUCUUCUUCCAAAUCCCCAGCUCGUCCACAUUCGUGGUGUACCUGAAGAACGUACUGGUGGCCGACCUGCUCAUGACCCUCACGCUGCCCGUCAAGGUUCUGGCCGACUCGGGCCUCGGCCCCUGGCAGCUCAAGCUCUUCCACUGCCGCUACUCGGCCGUGCUCUUUUACACCUGCAUGUACAUCAGCAUCGUGCUGCUGGGACUCAUCAGCCUCGACCGCUACCUGAAGAUCGUGCACCCGUUCGGCCGCUGCGUGCUGCAACGCGUCGGCUGCGGCCGGCUGCUGAGCGCCGCCCUCUGGCUGCUGAUGGUGCCUCUGGCGCUGCCCAACGCCGUGCUGAGCGACCGCCCGGCCGCCCCGGCCCUGAGCCUCAAGUGCAGCGCGCUGAAGGGCCCCGCCGGGCUCCGCUGGCACGAGGGCUUCAACUACUUCUGCCAGGUGCUCUUCUGGGGCACGCUGGUGCUUAUGGUCGUGUGCUACAGCUUCAUCAGCCACCGGGUCUACGAGUCAUACGUGAGCUCGCGCAGCCGCUCCGGUGCCGCCGCCCAUCGCACCAAGGCACGGGUGUUCGUCGUGGUGCUCGUGUUCUUCGUGUCCUUCGCUCCAUUCCACUUCACCCGCGUGCCCUACACACUGAGCCAGACGCGCGGCGCGCACACCUGCGCCGCGCAGCACCGCCUCUACGUGGCCAAGGCAACCACGCUGUGGCUCUCUGCCACAAACAUCUGUCUGGACCCGCUCAUCUACAUCUUCCUGUGCGGAAUGUUCCGCAGGAAGCUCCUGGGUGCCUUGCGCUGCCGCUCCGUCCCCCUGGGCCCGCUGGAGUCGGCCACCGAGACGUCCACGCAGAUGCAGACCAAGAGGCCGACCGAGCUCUCGCUGCAGCGCGAGCGCAGUCCAACCCCGGAGAACCUCUGAGGUGUCUGAGGCACGGCCACGGGGACAAGCCACGCUCCCUUUGCUUUGCCGCUCCAGGGCUGGUCGCACCUUCUCCUCAUGGGUACGCCGAGAGGUUUCGCUCUCCGGAGGGGGGUGUGCAAGCGUCCGUGGAGCUGGAAGUAGCAGCCGCACCAUGUUGUUUUCGUUACAGCCAGAGACCGGGGGUGACCUGUUUACCUGUGACCUGGAGAGACGACACCUGGAUCCCGACGGGGGUCUCAGGAAAACUGCAUCAGUUCAAGGAUCUUGUUCAUCACCAUGGGCUUAGAUGGGCAGCAGGUGGCGUAGUGGUCGUAGCUCAUACCUCGCACUGAAUGGGCCUGGUUAAAAAAAUCCCAUCUGGUGCAAUACCCCUGAUCACCAUACUUACCCUGAAUGGACGCAGUAAAAUUCACUUGCUGUUUAAAUGGGUAAAUGAGUGUAUAUAUGACUUUGGAGAAAAGCAUGGGAAAUAAUGACUGUAAAUAUGGGACAGAAGAGAAAAGAGGGGCAGCUGAGCACCUGGGGACACAAUGUUACGAUGUGGGAGAAGUACAAUCGCUGGCGUUGUCUCCUGUCCUCACCAGCUGAGGUGUAAACUCAUGUUGGCAAUGGCAAAUACAUGAUGUAAUUAUAUACUAUUGAGCACAGAUUUACUGAAAAUAUAUUCUAAUUCAGCUUCUGUACAUUGGUGCAGUAUUAUUUAGUGAGCGAUGACUUUGUAAUUUUGGAUUUGACAAUAAUAAUGAUUUUGCUUCAUGGAG